AUGCCGGAGCGGAAAAUUGCCCGCUUCUCACCGCUCGCAAUAUUUUGUGCAGCUCAAAACUUUCGGAGCGCAUUCGUCGGUUCCCUUUCAUGUGGAUUCAUGUUAUUGUUCAGUCCAAUAGCAUCCCUGGCAUGUGCUCGUUACGGUCAUCGCGCAGUAUCAGUAGCGGGAUGUGUCGUCUGCGUCAUCGGAUUAGCCUCAUCCUCGUUUGCCAAUGGUCUCGCAGUACUCUUCUUUACUCAUAGUAUACUAUUCGGGAUAGGUUCCAGUUUCCCGUACACUGUGGCGAUAAUUUCCAGCGGGCAAUACUUUCUCAAACACCGUUGCCUAGCAACAGGGAUCUCACUGGCAGGAGUCAGUGUCGGCACGUUGAUGAUGACGCCCCUUACACAGUUUCUGGUUACUCACGUAGGAUGGCGCAACGCGUUCAGAAUCGAAGCCACUAUGAUGUUACUGGCGUUGGUGGCGUCCUUCUCUUAUCGUUCAGUUAAGGAAUGUCAACGGCUGUUGUUGCCGUCAGAAAGCAUUCAAAAUUCGCCACUGAAAAAAUUCAUAUCUGAUACCGCAAUCUGGAAAGAUCGUGUGUUCUGGAUCUGGACUACGACUAUAUCAUUAGUAUUUCUCGGAUACUACGUACCAUACGUCCAUUUAGUCAAGUAUGCCGAAAUGUGCGGAUUUUCGGCUGGUAGUGGCGCUUGGCUGAUGUGCUACCUCGGCCUGGCCACCACUAUCGCUAGAAUCAUAUUCGGCAAGCUCUGUGACGUUGUCAAAGUGAAUCGUAUCUAUUCUAACCAGAUUUGUAUGCUGACCAGCGGCGUGGUAAUGAUGUUGUUCCCCCUGGCGACCAGAUACGGUUGGCUCGUUGCCUUGGUUGUUUUAUAUGGUUUGGCAGACGGUCUGUUUAUUUCACUGUUGCCUAUUUUAACGCAAGAUUUGGUGGGUGUGAACAAGAUGACAAAAGCAUGGGGGAGCAUGUUGGUAACCACAUCAGUUGCAUUCAUGCUGGGUCCACCAAUCGCAGGGUGUAUAUUCGACAGUGAAACAUCGUACAACACCGUGUUCUAUAUGUUCGGCUCGUGUGUUGUAGCCGGUGCUCUUAUUUUGUGCCUCGUACCUUGGGCUAAAAAAACAGGUAAACUAGCCAGUGUAACGUCAAUGAACUUAACGCUGCCAACUGAACGCGUGACGUCAUUUGAGAACCCUAAUUACCACGAGGAAUCGGAGUCUGGAUAUGACGCAGGUAUUCUCGCAACCAGCUUUGAAAGCAUCAAUUCACCAGAUUAA
This is a messenger RNA of Saccoglossus kowalevskii, 1284 nucleotides long. Its product is annotated as monocarboxylate transporter 10-like. Gene Ontology annotation, molecular function: monocarboxylic acid transmembrane transporter activity. The record is from RefSeq and is a predicted model, not a curated record. NCBI's taxonomy places the organism in Eukaryota, Metazoa, Hemichordata, Enteropneusta, Harrimaniidae. Gene Ontology annotation, biological process: transmembrane transport.